Molecule: messenger RNA, 417 nt
Organism: Cylicocyclus nassatus
Lineage: Eukaryota; Metazoa; Nematoda; Chromadorea; Rhabditida; Strongylidae
Source: the annotation of a GenBank genome assembly
AUGACCUCGCAUCUGAAUGUACUUAUGGAUGCACCAACGGUACGUACACGGCUCAUUACUUCAACGUCAGGUCCACAACAUAACGACUAUUUCUUUAUUUAUGUUUCCACCAUUGUUACGGUAACUGUUCUCCUGUCAUCGGCUUUUCUGGUGUGGCGAUGGGGUCUACAAGGCUUUGGUACACAUCUCUCAGUUGCAUUAGCUAUCGCACUCUUGAUUUUCAAUGCAUAUCUUGGGGCUAAAGCAUGGUCCGACCUUCACCAAGAGAAUGAAGUUUUUCUGAAGCAUCAACGCCGACCUAUGCCGCAAAUUCGGCCGACGAACAAAUUUUGUCGCGACUUGGCUAGCCCAGUCUGGAUAGAACGGAAUAUCUACUACGAAGACGAAAGAAAUGGCAAAGUUCCAGCUUCUGCUUGA